AUGAACACCGUGCAGCUGUUGCUGGAGCAGAUUGAUGCCAUCAAGAGGCUGCUCACCGCCAGCCCCAAGGAGACGACGCUCGUCACGUCCUCAACAGACAUAAUGAAAGAAUUUGGAUGUGGGCGUGUGUCGAGCCUGCUGGGCGUGGAGGGAGGCCACGGGCUGGGCAACAGCAUGGGCGUGCUGCGGGCGCUUUACGACUUAGGCGUGCGGUACGUCACCCUCACCCACAAAUGCCACACUCCCUGGGCCGAGUGUUCCGAGGACGACAGCGGCGAGGGACCCAACGCCCACGGCCUCACCAUCUACGGCAAGAAGAUGGUCGUCGAGAUGAACAGACUGGGCAUGAUGGUCGACCUCUCGCACUCCUCCGCCAACACCGCCCGCGACGUGUUGGCCACCUCGCUCGCGCCCGUCAUCUUCUCGCACUCCGCCGCCCGCGCCCUCUGCGACAUCGAAAGGAACGUCCCGGACGACAUUCUCAGCGCCCUGGCGGACAACGGCGGACUGGUGAUGGUGAGCUUCUACAGUGACUUCCUUACGUGCGGAAAGCCAGCAGCCAUCUCUGACGUCAUAGCCCACAUCAACCACGUGAGGACCAUGGCCGGCGUGGACCACGUGGGCCUCGGCGCGGGAUACGAUGGCGUCAAUAAGACGCCCCAGGGAUUGGAUGAUGCAUCGCACUACCCGGAGCUUUUCGCUGAGCUGCUCCAGGAUCCUUCGUGGUCCUUAAAGGAUCUCAAGAAACUGGCGGGACUGAACCUGCUGAGGGUGUUCGGGGAGGUCGAGAAGGUGCGGGACCGGAUGUCGGCCGACGCGCCCUCCGAGGACAUCAUCCCCAUCCACGACAUCGACUCCCGCUGGCCCUGCAGGUACAAGUUCGCCAGCCUGGAGGACGCUGCCCGGACGUGACCCUGCCUGCCCUGAGCGGUUGGUGACCUCCUUCCUCUCGGUCCUCCUCCAGUCCCGCUCAGCCUGGCCUUCACCCGGAGGACUCUGCAUCGAGUUUUUUGGGUUUUUUGAUGGUCAAAGGGCAGGGUCGACCCGCCAAGCCGUCGUCUGCCCCGAACUAACACAGCAAUAAUGUACUGCCAUUAAAGGGUUUUCUCUCUGAAUCUUUUG
This is a messenger RNA of Penaeus chinensis, 1122 nucleotides long. RefSeq names its product dipeptidase 1-like. Lineage: Eukaryota; Metazoa; Arthropoda; Malacostraca; Decapoda; Penaeidae. The record is from RefSeq and is a predicted model, not a curated record. Gene Ontology annotation, molecular function: metallodipeptidase activity. The transcript has 8 exons. Bases 1 to 912 code for a protein of 303 amino acids. Gene Ontology annotation, biological process: proteolysis.